AUGUCAAUCGGAGAGUGGACGAAAACAUCCGAGCAAAGAUCGGAAAAGAUCUAUAAAAUGCUGCCAAAGUGCUGCUGCGAGAAUCAGAUCAUUCCGACGGCAGUUAGGUUGUGGAUCGGCUCGACUUCUGUUGUUAUGUUAAAGGACGUGUUUAUUUGGGCCCUCGUGGUUUCGGUGGUAGCUACUGCUAGCGUUGACCCACGAUGCUCCCGUUAUAGCCAAGGUAUGGAGGCGCAGGUGUUGCCUCACCUGAAUGACUGCCGCAAGUUCGUUAUCUGUGAUAUGGGUGGUAACGGGCAGGUGCUACCGUGUCCGACCGGGCUCUACUUCAGCGCCACAGAGCACGCGUGUUCGUACGAUCAGUCCGUUUGCACGCACGGUGAACUGACGGGUACGAACAACAUCGUACCGAUGGUACCAAACCUUCCGGAACCACCGCAGCCAGUGGUUCCCGUGCAGCCCAAGCCAGAGCCAGAGCCGAAGCCGUUGCCCGAGCUCCAGCCAUUGCCCAUACCUACACAGAUUCCGGUAGUUGUACCGCCAGCAGUAGAAUCGAUCGAGAUUCAUCCAAAACCACCGGUUUCAAAUUGGCUUCCGAUCGUCACUGCGGCUCCAACGACUGUAGCACCUGUACAAGAACAGACGGAAAGCGAACAACUUCACCUCCAGAGCGUCUGCUGGGAUCAACCGGCUGGGAAGGUUUACCCAGUCGCCCACGAUUGCGGUCUGUACGUCGUUUGCAUGGGUAACCACAAUGCGAUCGUUCAACGUUGCCCUAAGAGUCUGUUGUACGAUCACAAGCAACAGCGUUGCGAGUUUGCUGAGAUGUCUUUCUGCGCAACACCUCGUGCAGAAGAUCGCUUGGUGCUCGAUAUCCACGGUGUAAAUAUGGCCUUGCUCGAAGCAGAACGACAGGAAUUGCUUGCCGAGCAGCAGUACGCAAAUCCCGCCAUUCCGGUGGAGGAGAAGGCAUCCCCACCGGAGCUGAACGAGCAGCAUCAGAACAUCCCGCAGGUAGUUAUCGUACGUGAGCCUGAAUAUGUGGCCGCACCUGAGCCAGUAGUAGACCUCCGCAUCAUUGAUAAGCAUCCGCGGUGCCUUUCGCGGAACAAUCUGGCCCUGACCGUUGAGCUGGCGCAUGAUACCGAUUGCUCGAAGUAUCUGGUGUGCGUUGGGCAGAUCGCUUUCGAGAAGCGGUGUCCGGCCGGGCAACACUGGAACGCAAAACGUAGUUGGUGCGAUUUCCCAUCCGCCGCUGGCUGCACGCUGUAG
This is a messenger RNA of Anopheles nili, 1272 nucleotides long. RefSeq lists its product as uncharacterized. Lineage: Eukaryota; Metazoa; Arthropoda; Insecta; Diptera; Culicidae. Bases 1 to 1272 code for a protein of 423 amino acids. The transcript is spliced from 2 exons. Gene Ontology annotation, cellular component: extracellular region. The record is from RefSeq and is a predicted model, not a curated record. Gene Ontology annotation, molecular function: chitin binding.